Messenger RNA from Lepisosteus oculatus (spotted gar), 5686 nucleotides. The record is from RefSeq and is a predicted model, not a curated record. NCBI's taxonomy places the organism in Eukaryota, Metazoa, Chordata, Actinopteri, Semionotiformes, Lepisosteidae.
AGCCGGUUUCUGGAGAGUUGGGAUUGAGCUGGAAAAGGGGAGCUGGGAACAUGGGCGUGUUUUGUGCUGAAGGUGAUUAACAUUGAGGGACGGCUGGCAGUUUGGAACAGUGAGUUGGAGCCACUCCCUGCGACUGUGGACUCGCUCUGCCGGGUCAUCUUUCCGAGCUCCGUGGAAACCUAGAGCGCACGGGACGGGAACCGGAUUAGUGAGGCAUCGAAACGCACCACCGGACCAGCGGGAGAGGGGACCAGACAGCUCUGAAACUUGCUCAUCAUUUCGGGAAUUUAAAAAAAAAUCAACACGUUUUCUGGGAAAGAGGAGUAAGAGAAGGCUAUAAAGAGGGGACAAAGAUGUCCAAGAUGGAGGUGAAGACAUCCCUUCUGGACAACAUGAUAGGAGUGGGGGAUAUGGUGCUGCUGGAACCACUGACCGAAGAAUCCUUCAUCGAGAACCUGAAGAAGCGUUUUGACCACAACGAAAUUUAUACCUACAUCGGCAGCGUGGUGAUCUCCCUCAACCCUUACCGGUCUCUGCCCAUCUACACAGCGGACAAGGUGGAGGAGUAUCGCAACAGAAACUUCUACGAGCUCAGUCCACACAUCUACGCCCUGGCGGACGAGGCCUACCGGUCCCUGCGAGAUCAAGACAAGGACCAGUGCAUCCUGAUCACUGGAGAGAGCGGAGCAGGGAAGACAGAGGCCAGCAAGCUGGUGAUGUCCUAUGUAGCGGCUGUGUGUGGGAAAGGCCAGGAGGUGAACAAGGUGAAGGAGCAGCUGCUGCAGUCGAACCCGGUGCUGGAGGGUGAGUACAGGACAGCUCCGGUCCAGCAGGGGCCAGCAGGGCGCUCCCAAGCACUGUGCUGCAUGAAACCUGUGUUUGUGCUUCUGCAGGGGAAGUACAUGGACAUAGAGUUUGACUUCAAAGGCGACCCCCUGGGCGGAGUGAUCAGCAACUAUCUCCUGGAGAAGUCCCGUGUGGUCAAACAGCCGAGAGGAGAGAGGAACUUCCACAUAUUCUACCAGCUUCUAUCAGGGGCGUCAGAAGACACGCUGAAGCGGCUGAAGCUGGAGAGAGACUUCAGCAAGUACAACUACCUGAGCCUGGACUCCUCUGCUGUCAACGGGCUGGACGACGCUGCUAACUUCAGGACUGUGCGAAAUGCCAUGCAGAUUGUAGGCUUCAUGGAAGAUGAGGUGCAGUCGGUGCUGGAACUGGUGGCUGCAGUGCUCAAGCUGGGCAACAUCGAGUUCAAACCCGAGUCCCGGGUCAACGGGCUGGACGAGAGCCGGGUCAAGGACAAGAACGAGCUGAAGGAGAUGUGCGAGCUGCUGGGGAUCGAGCAGGGGGUCCUGGAGAGAGCUUUCAGCUUCCGCACCGUGGAGGCCAAGCAGGAGAAGGUGUCCACCACACUCAACGUGGCACAGGCCUACUACGCCAGAGACGCCCUGGCUAAAAACCUGUACAGCCGUCUCUUCACCUGGCUGGUGAACCGAAUCAACGAAAGCAUUAAGGCCCAAACCAAAACACGGAAGAAGGUCAUGGGUGUCCUGGACAUUUAUGGGUUUGAAAUCUUCGAGGACAACAGCUUCGAGCAGUUCAUCAUCAACUACUGCAACGAGAAGCUGCAGCAGAUCUUCAUCGAGCUGACCCUGCGAGAGGAGCAGGAGGAGUACAUCAGAGAGGGGAUCGAAUGGACUCACAUCGAAUACUUCAACAACGCCAUCAUCUGUGACCUGAUAGAGAAUAACACGAACGGGAUCCUGGCGAUGCUGGACGAGGAGUGUCUGCGCCCCGGCACGGUGACGGACGACACCUUCCUGGACAAGCUGAACACGGUGUGCGCCGAGCACCAGCACUUCGAGAGCCGCCUGAGCAAGAGCUCCAAGUUCCUGAACGACCACACCCUGCCGCACAGCUGCUUCCGCAUCCAGCACUACGCCGGCAAGGUGCUGUACCACGUGGAGGGCUUCGUGGACAAGAACAACGACCUGCUGUACCGCGACCUGUCCCAGGCCAUGUGGAAGGCCAACCACAGCCUCAUCAAGACCCUCUUCCCCGACGGCAACCCGGCCAAGAUCAACCUGAAGAGGCCGCCCACCGCGGGCUUCCAGUUCCGAGCCUCGGUGGGCACGCUGAUGAAGAACCUGCAGAGCAAGAAUCCCAACUAUAUCAGAUGCAUCAAGCCCAAUGACAAGAAGGCGGCCCACAUCUUCACGGAGUCGCUGGUGUGCCACCAGGUGCGCUACCUGGGCCUCAUGGAGAACGUGCGCGUGCGGCGGGCGGGCUACGCCUUCCGCCAGGCGUACGAGCCCUGCCUGGAGCGCUACAAGAUGCUCUGCAAGCAGACCUGGCCGCACUGGAGAGGCCCAGCCAGUUCACAGCAACAAAAGAAGUACCAGCAGAUAAAGAGGUCCACCAUUGUGAUGCAGUCCUUCAUCAGAGGGUGGAAGUCUCGUAAGAUCCUGCGAGAGCUGAAGUACCAGAAGAGGUGCCAGGAGGCCGUCACCACCAUCGCGGCCUACUGGCACGGGACUCAGGCCCGGCGGGAGCUGAGGCGCCUGAAGGAGGAAGCGCGGAGUAAGCACGCGGUCUCUGUCAUUUGGGCUUCCUGGCAGGGGACGAAGGCACGCAGAGAGCUGAGGCGCCUGAAGGAGGAGGCCAGGCGCAAACACGCUGUUGCGGUCAUUUGGGCUUACUGGUUGGGACUCAAGGUUCGUCGGGAAUACAGGAAGUUCUUCCGGGCAAAUGCUGGCAAAAAGAUCUAUGAGUUCACUAUCCAGAGAAUUAUGCAGAAGUACUUCCUGGAGCUGAAGAACAAGAUGCCCUCGAUGUCGCCGAUUGACAAGAGCUGGCCAGCCAGGCCCUACAUCUUUCUGGAGGGGACCCACAAGGAGCUGAGGAGGAUCUUCCACCUCUGGAGAUGCAAGAAAUACAAAAGCCAGUUUACGGAGCAAAAGAAAGUGAUCUAUGAGGAGAAACUGGAGGCCAGUGAGCUUUUUAAGGACAAGAAGGCACUGUACCUCAGCAGCGUCAGCCAGCCGUUCAAAGGCGACUAUCUGGAAAUCAGCAAGAAUCCCAAAUACCAGAAACUCAGCAGCGCGGUGGAGGAGAAGAUCAUCCUGGCGGACACCGUUAACAAAGUCAACCGGGCCAAUGGCAAGGGGGCACCUCGGAUUUUCCUCCUGACCAAGAGCAACUUCAUCCUGGCGGAUCCGAAGUCGGGUCAGAUCAAGUCCAGUGUCCCCCUAGAAGACAUCACCAGUGUGUCCGUCAGCACGCAGAGCGAUGGCUUCUUUGCACUGCGCCUCAAGGAGGGCUCUGCCGCGGCUCUGAAGGGGGACUUCCUGCUGAGCAGCGAGCGCCUGAUCGAGAUCGUCACCAAGCUGCACCGCAGCGGGGCGGGCGGGGACAGGCCCCAGAUCGGCGUCGACAUCGUGGAUGAGUUCCUCGUGCAGUUCAAGCAAGACAAGGUGUGCGUGAAGUUCAUCCCGGGCGGGCCCAAGAACGGAAACAGCGCCACCUGCCGGCGGAAGAACAACCGCCUGCUGGAGGUGGCGGUGCCCUCGCCGUAGAGGGGGGGGGCGGCCGGCGCUUCUCUGGGACUGCUCGUGGUUACUGUGCAAUUCUCCGUUUUCCUCUUCUUUUUAAAAUCCUUUUAUCUCCAUGUGCGCUGCCACACGAUGAAGAAGAUACCAAUCCACUGCUUGGCGACGAGACAAGAAUGCUGUUCAGGUGCAUAUAUAUAUAUAGAGAGAGAGAAUCAAGAGAAAGAAAAAAGGUCUUCAGCAGGAACAGAUGACUGUGGUUAGUGGCGAGUGUGAUUUUUCUAAUGAUGAUAAUGAUCCAUUAGCUCCCGGUCCUGCUGAAGCUGCUUUUCCUGCCCUUAACCAUUCAGCACAUCCAGAAACACUCUCUCAUGCUGCACGUGGAGGAUUCAGAGACCUGCUCUGGAGGAUGAGCCUGCAGGUGGUUUAAGUUAGCCUCCUGGUUAAGAAUUGCCAGACUGGACUGUCAGGGGCCAUUAGAGGAAACUGAAAGGAAUUGUCAGACUGCCUGGAAUUCAGCUCACAGGUUACGAAUUCAAAACGCGCACCUGUUCCUCAUCUUUGUGUGUAAAGGAACCUGGAUCAUGCUCUUUCUCGGCUUUGUGUUUAGUUGUGCCCAUGUGGGGUAUAUUGCAUGCACAUGCGUGCACGGUUGUACAGCAUUUGUGAUCUGUUAAGUAAAUUUGUCCCGCUUUCUGGAUUGUUACAGCAAAGUGUACUGUAUAUUGCAGAAGGCAGUACAGAUCUAACUACACAUGAGCACAGUUGGUUCCUUUGUAUUCAGAAUUCUGGCGCGUUGUGUGUAACACUGACAGUAGGAGCUGUUUAUAAACCUAAACCCUGUUUAAGCGGAUAAUUAUCUGCUAGCACUAUAAACAUGCCAUUAGAAGGUUUUCAGCUUCUCAUAUUUUUCUUAUAUUUUGCUGUAAUCCUUAAAUAUUUCGAACGUUGCUUUCUUAACCCUUUUUGCAAAGCUGUACCAAUCAGAAUUCACUAUAAAAAUGGUGUCCGGAAACCGGUUCUGAGGAAUCCCGAUACAAGAGAAAGGGCUUUGAAUGAGAACCUUAGAGGCGUUAAUAAAAUCCUUGUUGUAGCUCUUUAACUUUGUUUUUUUGCCAUUUUACUGUUGUGGUAAGAUUUGUUGAGUUCAGAGAGGGUUAACACAGCCUCAAGAUUGCCUGUUCCCUGCAUGUCUGCAUGACUUCUACUUAGUGGGCGUCUUUCUCAGGACUUCUGCUUAACCGUUGUAACUUUGUGUAAAAGAAAUAGGACACAGUCCUGGGCUGAGAUGUGAAUUUUACCCGUGAGGGUCAGUAGAAGAUCACACUUCGAAAGCCAGCGGGUUCAGAAUACAAUCUAUCGCAGCAGGACACUCGCCUACUCGUUCUCCAGUGUAAACUGCUCAAUGUGUUGUGAUCUGCAGAAUUCCGGGUUUUGGUAUUAAUGACCGGAUAUGAAACAGUGGUUUAUUUUUAGCUGAGUUGCAAAUCUUAAUAUUUUAAUGCUUUGUCCUGGACCAGAUCCAUGUUUCUAUGGCUGCCCAUCCACUGUACCCAAGAGAGCAGGGUUACUGCCGAUGAACCAACUCAAAGACGCUGUUCUAGAUAGUUUUUUUUUGUUGCCGAUUUUAACUUAAAAUGUAAUGCACAGUUACCUUAUGUAUACCAGUGUAAGUAAUCAAAGGUGCAUUUUAUACUGAAGAAUAUUUAAAAUGCAGUCUUUUCAUGGUCAUUUUCUGGUAAUAAUUUUUCUCAAACUUUUCUGACAGUUUCUUGCAAAGAUUCUCAGAUUUUUAUUCCUUCCUUACUCAUGCAGGUGUGCCUACUUGACAUGUUGACUUUCAUUCUUAACAGUCCCAGUGAGGGGGAAUGUUUCUACUGGUAGAUGAAUGGGAAAAGAAAGGCUGUGCUGAACCUUAAUCUUUUGCUUCAGGACUUCGUGGUUUGAAAUUCCAGUGCGGUAUGCUAUCAUUGCCCUGUCUUGUCUCUUAUUUAAAAAAAAACAACAACAAAUGUUGUACGCAUUCUUGUUUUGUGCCUAAUGUAACCUGUACUGCAAAACAGAUAAAGUGAUUCAGUAGAAUUCAGUGUAACAAAACUACAAUUAAUCUUUUUAUAAAUUAAAAUAACAAAAACCCA